AUGGGUAAUAAAGUGAAUGGGCAGACUCUCGUGGAUAACGAAGUGAAUGGGCUGACUCUUGUGGGUAACAAAGUGAAUGUGCAGACUCUUGUGGGUAAUAAAGUAAAUGGGCAGACUCUCAUGGGUAACAAAGUGUAUGGGCAGACUCUACUGGAUAACGAAGUGAAUGAGCAGAGCCUCGUGGGUAACAAAGUGAAUGUGCAGACUCUUGUGGGUAACAAAGUGAAUGGGCUGACUCUUGUGGGUAACAAAGUGAAUGUGCAGACUCUUGUGGGUAAUAAAGUAAAUGGGCAGACUCUCAUGGGUAACAAAGUGUAUGGGCAGACUCUACUGGAUAACGAAGUGAAUGAGCAGAGCCUCGUGGGUAACAAAGUGAAUGUGCAGACUCUUGUGGGUAAUAAAGUAAAUGGGCAGACUCUCAUGGGUAACAAAGUGUAUGGGCAGACUCUCCUGGAUAACGAAGUGAAUGAGCAGAACCUCGUGGGUAACAAAGUGAAUGGGCAGACUCUCGUGGGUAACAAAGUGAUUGGGCAGACUCUCCUGGAUAACGAAGUGAAUGGGCAAACUCUUGUGGGUAACAACGUGAAUGGGAAGACUCUCGUGGAUACAGAGCUGAUUCUCCAGGUAAACAGUAAAUUGACAGAUAGUCUGGGUAUGGAGUGA
This is a messenger RNA of Pelobates cultripes (western spadefoot toad), 663 nucleotides long. Lineage: Eukaryota; Metazoa; Chordata; Amphibia; Anura; Pelobatidae. The record is from the annotation of a GenBank genome assembly.